Nothobranchius furzeri (turquoise killifish) is the source of this 1378-nucleotide messenger RNA. The record is from RefSeq and is a predicted model, not a curated record. NCBI's taxonomy places the organism in Eukaryota, Metazoa, Chordata, Actinopteri, Cyprinodontiformes, Nothobranchiidae.
CCAGCGGACCUCCCCGUGAGUUAACGAUUAACCUGCAGCUGGCUGUCUCUGCGUGAUGAAGCUGAACUCUGCUCGUCUUCCUCCAGGCUCUGACAGCACCAUGGCUCAGCUCGUGGAGUGUGUUCCAAACUUCUCAGAGGGUCGGAACAAAGAGGUGAUUGAUGCCGUGGCUACAGCCAUCUCUCAGACCCCCAGCUGCAGCCUGCUGGACGUCGACCCCGGGGCCUCCACCAACAGAACUGUCUACACCUUCGUUGGCCCCCCCGAGGCGGUGGUGGAGGGGGCGCUGAGCGCCGCCCGGCGGGCUUUCGACCUCAUCGACAUGAGCAAACACUCAGGAGAACACCCGCGCACUGGAGCGCUGGACGUCUGUCCCUUUGUCCCCGUCCAAAACGUCAGCAUGGACGACUGCGUCCGCUGUGCCAACGAGUUUGGUCGGAGGCUGGCGGAGAUGCUGCACGUUCCUGUGUAUCUUUAUGGUGAAGCAGCUCAAACCGAAGCCAGGAGGAACCUUCCAUCGGUUCGAGCGGGAGAGUACGAAGCUUUACCGGAGAAGUUGAAACAAGCGGAAUGGGCUCCAGACUUUGGCCCCGCUCUCUUCGUACCAUCAUGGGGCGCCACAGUAACCGGAGCCAGGAAGUUUCUCAUCGCCUACAACGUGAACCUGAUCAGCACCAAAGAACAGGCUCAUCGCAUCGCCCUGGACAUCCGCGAGCAGGGGCGGGGCAAAGGCCAGCCAGGCCUCCUGAGGAAGGUCCAGGGGAUGGGCUGGUACCUGGAGGAGUCAAACCUGGCCCAGGUGUCCACCAACAUCCUGGACUUUGAGCUGACGCCGCUCCACGCCGUGUUUGAGGAAACCUGCCGACUGUCUGAGAUGAAGCUGCCGGUUGUCCUCGGCUCUCAGGUUGUCGGUUUGAUUCCCCUCAAAGCUCUGCUGGAUGCUGCCGACUUCUACAUCAACAGAGACCAACUCUUCAUCAUCGAAGAGGAGCACAAAGUCCGCUUGGUGAUCAGUAAACUGGGUCUGGACUCUCUGGGCCCGUUCAACCCACAGGAAAGAAUCAUAGAGUACAUGGUGAUCCAGGAAGUGGGCGGGCUCAUUUCUCUGUCCCUGCAGCAGUUUGUUCAGAGUGUUUCUGCUCGGACUGCCGCUCCAGGAGGAGGUUCUGUUUCUGCUGCCAUCGCUGCUCUGGGGGCAGCGCUGGGUGCCAUGGUGGGGCAGAUGACGUAUGGAAAGAGGCAGUUUGAGAACCUGGAUGGUGUGAUGAGGAGGCUGAUCCCGUUCCAUCAAGCUGCAAACGAGCUGCUGCAGAUGGUCGAUGCUGACGCCUCUGCCUUCAGCAGCUACAUGGUGAGAAGCUGAACACCUGGAGACCUA